GCCUCAACACGAAUUACUUACCGUUUGCCUUGCAGCGGCGAUCGACUGUGGUUGCCAGCACCCCAGCGCCAGGAUCCGCCCCUAGGAUCCCGGAUUCGCCCAGCACCAACAGCAACAGCAGCAGCAACAUCAACAUCACCAAUAGCCAAUACAGCAACAACAGCCCCAUCAGUCUCAGCUGGAGGCAGCCAUCCUGGCUAGACAGAAGCCCCUUGGCCACCACAGACGCAACCGGAACCAUGUCGAUGAACACCAACUUCGACUCGGCCAGCUUGCCCAGCAUGAGCAUGGACCACUCGCUGACGGAGUUGGUCAAGGAAGGCUGGCUGAUGAAGCGGGGCGAGCACAUCAAGACCUGGCGCCAGCGCUACUUUGUUCUCCACUCCGACGGACGUUUGAUGGGCUAUCGCAGCAAGCCUGCAGACAGCGCCAGCACUGCCUCGGAUUCGCUGCUCAACAACUUCACGGUGCGCGGCUGCCAGAUCAUGACCGUGGAUCGGCCCAAGCCCUUCACCUUUAUAAUCCGCGGCCUGCAGUGGACCACGGUCAUCGAGCGCACCUUCGCCGUGGAUACAGAACUGGACCGUCAGCAAUGGACAGAGGCCAUCCGCAACGUGUCCAGUCGUCUAAUUGAUGUGGGCGAGGUGGCCAUGUCGCCGUCGGUCCAGACAGACAUGAGCGACGUAGACAUGGGGGUAGAGCUCUCCGAGCAAUUCUCCGUAAAGGGCACCACCUGCAACAGCAGCGGCGUUAAGAAAGUGACUUUAGAGAAUUUUGAGUUCCUCAAGGUGCUCGGCAAGGGCACCUUCGGUAAGGUUAUUCUGUGCCGCGAGAAGGCCACCGCCAGGCUGUACGCGAUCAAAAUUCUCAAAAAGGAAGUAAUCAUCCAGAAAGACGAGGUGGCACAUACUCUGACCGAGAGUCGUGUGCUCAAGUCCACCAAUCAUCCGUUCCUCAUUUCACUUAAAUAUUCGUUUCAAACCAACGACCGCUUGUGUUUCGUGAUGCAGUAUGUGAACGGGGGCGAGCUUUUUUGGCAUUUGAGCCACGAACGCAUCUUCACUGAGGACCGCACCCGCUUCUAUGGCGCAGAGAUCAUUUCUGCUUUGGGCUAUCUGCAUUCACAGGGCAUCAUCUACCGCGACUUGAAGCUGGAGAAUCUUUUGCUGGACAAAGAUGGCCACAUCAAAGUCGCUGACUUCGGUCUGUGCAAGGAGGAUAUAACCUAUGGCCGCACAACGAAAACCUUCUGCGGCACACCGGAAUACCUAGCUCCGGAAGUAUUAGACGACAAUGACUAUGGCCAGGCGGUGGACUGGUGGGGUACCGGCGUGGUUAUGUACGAGAUGAUCUGUGGUCGUCUUCCGUUUUACAAUCGUGAUCAUGAUGUGCUGUUUACAUUAAUUUUGGUAGAGGAAGUCAAGUUCCCACCCAAUAUCACAGAUGAGGCGAAAAAUCUGCUAGCAGGUCUACUGGCCAAGGAUCCCAAGAAGCGUUUGGGCGGUGGCAAGGAUGAUGUCAAUGAGAUAAAAGCACAUCCCUUUUUUGCGAGUAUUAACUGGACAGAUCUGGUGCUGAAAAAGAUACCGCCGCCUUUCAAGCCUCAGGUCACAUCCGAUACGGAUACAAGGUACUUCGACAAGGAGUUUACGGGAGAGAGUGUGGAGCUAACGCCGCCGGAUCCCACCGGACCUUUAGGCUCCAUAGCCGAAGAGCCGCUAUUCCCGCAGUUCAGCUACCAAGGGGACAUGGCCUCCACGUUGGGCACCUCGUCGCACAUUAGUACUUCCACAAGUCUCGCAUCGAUGCAAUAGAACAAGUUUACAAACUUUUACAAGCACACAUCAUGUUCUGCUUCAUCACCUAUUACUAUACUAUACCUAUAACAUAUAGAAAUGGGCAAAAGAAAACAAAAAGCAAGAAUAUAUUAAAUAAUAAUUAUACCAUGAUAACGAAGGCAAGCAAAGGGUUUUCUUGCUAGUUUAUAUACACCAAUAAUAAGAGAAUUCAAUUGAUAGUAACUUAUUUUUUUAUAACAAGAAAGAGGGAAGCCUAAGCCGAGGAAAAUAAUUUACUACAUAUGAUUAUACACAUAUAUAUAUACAUAUAUAUAUAUACAUAAUUAUAUAUACAUUAAAUAUAACACUUGGGGCAUUGCGCUUACAGUGGUUAGUUAAUUUUAAAUACAAGCAAAACAUUUAAUUAAGCGGCUCAGAGACGGUUCGUUUUAGUAGUAGGAUAAUGGCAUGCAUCCUAGGAACUUGUAAGCAAACGCAUCAUCUAAGGGCCGCUUAAGCUGAUUAUACAGACUAUUCACGCAGACAGCACUCACACACAGACACUUAGCAUAUAGCAACAUGAAGUUAAGUUAACUGAACAGCAACAAAUCGAAAUACACUUACUAAGCCCCUCCCCCACAUGCAACACUCGUAUACAUUACAUUACAUUAUUUAUACUCCAAAGAAGCAAAAGGAAACAGAAAAAUUACGAGUUAUAUGUUAAAAAUGCCUCUAAUGUGCUGUGCUUUAUGCAAAACUACAACAGAAACAAACUAAUAGUUAAUAAAAGACGGAACCUUACAUCAAUGCAGUUUAUAGGCGCCAAUAAUUAGCAAACAACUAAAAGUUAUAUUCAGGCCGAAACCUAUUUCAAAAACAAUAACAACAAAAUUAUUAAAAUUGCCGCCAUUUUUUAUUAUAAUUUUUUACGACAAAAUAUAUUUGUACAUAUUUAUAAAAAAAGCAAAAAUCCUUUUAAAUGAGAAAAAAUUUAAAAAAAAAAACAAAAAUUAAAAGUGUCUGGUGGAAAAUGGAUGCUUCCGUUUUGGGGCGCCAGAAAAGGUUUAACCUUUGACACAAGAAAAAAAAUUUAACUUUGUCAUUUAAUUUUUGGCAUUGAAAAAUUCAUAACAAAUUUUGUAUACUUAGAGCAAGUCAGGCAAAAAUUUAUAUAAAUCAACCACAACAGACUUACAAAUAGUUCCACACGGAAAAUUAAAACAAAAUUAUAUAAACGGAAAAACUUAAAAAGAAAAAAAGAAUUUUUGAUAUUUUUAUAUGCGCAAUAAAAAUAAAAAUCAUAAAAAGUACGAAAACCAAACAAAAAAGUUAUUUUAUAUUUCAAAAUGAAAAGUAAAAUAAAUUCUGUAAAUAAAAUUAAUUAAAUAAAAUCACGUUCGGGAAUUUCAACUUAAAAAGCGAAGAAGUGAAAGCAUAAUCUCUCUUCUAAAUGUUAAACAAAACCUAUCAAUCGAUGAACACAAUAAACAGCAAAUUGAAAACGAAGCGAUAUGAAACGAUAAAAAUGCCAAAGAAGCGGCAGAGUUAGGUGGAACUCGAGGAGAACCGUCAGUAAACAGCCAGUCGGGCUAGUUCGGUUAGAGUCUUUGACUUGUGAUGGUUCCAAAUCAUGACUAGGAACGAACUAACUAGCUUAAGCAGCUCAAGCCAACGAGAUAUAUCAGAUAGCUCCGAUUUAACCAAUCAAUAUAUCUUUGAACAGUUUGGAGGUCCUUGCUUUCUGCUCCCCAAGCUUGCGGCUGACAUCUAGGCUAGCCAAUAUCAAUCUCAGAUCGAUCAAGCAAUACAUAGACAAAAUAUAGAACCCCUUAAGCAUGGCUUACUAGACAUACAACCCGAGAACGACUUCAACCGACGAAACCCAAGAAACCUUUUGAUAGACUCGUUAAAAAAAAAGUCAGCCCGAAUAAGCGGAACCAGCUAGAGAUCUAUAGCAAAGACUUAGAAAUCUGUUAGGGACUUCUGAAACAAAUUGAAUACUAGCCUUAAUGAACGUAAACAUCUCUAGUAUCCCAAGUCGAAGCAUUUUCCCCCCGCCGAAGGGGCAGGAAGAAAUCUAUAAAAAUAGUUGUCUAAGUUUACUGAUUUUUGUAAGACAAUUUUGAUUUCAGUUUAUUAACAAACACACUCACACGAACUGCAAACUACAAUGUGUUCUAAAGCAAAAUAAUUAAACAAAAUGGUUUAAAAAAUGACUAUAUGACAGAAACCGAGAGAGAUAUAUCCAGUCAGAUCGUAGAUCAAGUCGAGCAACUUGAGUUGUUUUUUGUAAUGUAGAAAGAAAAACACAGCCCCCGUUCCCACAACCUAGAUCCAGGUCCAUGCCCCAAUAAUAACCGAAUAUUUGAAUAGCUGUAAUUUUUGAUAGGCGAAACUGCGGAUUUCGCACAGUUUUAAUUAUUAAUAAUACUAAAUAAUGAUAAUAAUGACUAAGCUGAUUUAUAAAUCGAUUCAAGAUCGAGCUAAAAACGAAAUAUACAGCACUAUGUAUAUUCAAAAAGGACUAACAUCAACUGAGCAGCAACCAUGUAGAUAAUGUACUAUCUGCAUAAGUACUAUAAUGAUUACGAUUAAUUUAUACGCGCUUACGCAUACCAACAUGCAUACAUUAUGAGAAAUAUAUAUAUAUAUAUAUAUACAGGAUAUAUAUACGAUAUAAGGUGUGUAUGUAUCUUAUACAUGCAUUCAAACCAAGUUUAUUAUACUGUGAAAACAUAAUAAUAAAAGUACAGAAAAUUAA
Messenger RNA from Drosophila rhopaloa, 4539 nucleotides. It is a transcript of the gene Akt, whose product is annotated as RAC serine/threonine-protein kinase. Lineage: Eukaryota; Metazoa; Arthropoda; Insecta; Diptera; Drosophilidae. The coding region runs from base 240 to 1814 and encodes 524 amino acids. Gene Ontology annotation, molecular function: protein serine/threonine kinase activity; ATP binding. The record is from RefSeq and is a predicted model, not a curated record. The transcript has 6 exons. Gene Ontology annotation, biological process: protein phosphorylation.